AUGUUGACAUUCUGUAUCAUUGUAUUGUAUAGGGGUGGCGGUACUGGAAUGGAAAUGUAUAAUGUUCCCGAACAUGCGAAUGAUGAGGUUUAUAUGAUUCAAGGCAUGGAACAAAACCUGCAUUUUACAACUCCCUUUGAACAAGUUGAAGCUAUGUACAAUGAAGGAGCCCCUGAGUAUGUUGUUGAUCAGGGCUUGUAUUAUCCGGCUGCCACCAACUAUGGGUAUUACUGUACAGGAUUUGAAUCACCCGGUGAAUGGGAGGACCACCGAAGGAUUUUUGGCGCAGAUGGUCCGGAUAUCCAGUACACGGGUGCACAAAAUGAAAGUUUGCCUUUUGUAUAUUAUACACCUAGCUAUGGAUAUGCACAGUCUCCAUACAACCCAUACAAUCCUUACAUACCUGGUGCUAUGAUAGGCAUUGAUGGCCAACAGUAUUGCACCAUCCCCCCUUAUCAAAACUCUGUCUCUUCACCUGCUUAUAUCCCUCAUGUUGUUCAACCUGAUGUCGUUCCCAAUAGUUCACCUGACUCAGUGUUUGAUAAUGGAGCAUCAAUUAAUAGACCUGAUGGAAGAGGGGUCAAAUAUAACUUAAAUUCAGCUUCUGGAGGCUUCCCUAACACCCCUAAGUCCUCUGCAAAUCAGAUGAGUCCCUUGACAAAGGUAUCAGAAGGUUCAAGAGGUAAUGGACCGAGCAAGCAUGCUGUUACACAUGGCAGCGUUGUGUCUGGUCGUUUUUCAACCCCAGCCUCAUCACAUGUUCAUCAGGUUAGAAGUGCAUCCGGCUCAAUUUCGGUUGUGGAUAACCUUCCAAAUGGGAAAGUAUUGCCUAAUCAUAAUCAAUUGAAGGUCGAAAUCCCUGUUGGUAAUGGCUUGUCAAACUUCGGAUCUAUUCCUCAAGGACGGGGUGCCGUGGGUAAGCUUCGGCCUAAGUUUAAUGUUGGCAGGGCCUUGAAUGAUGUACAUGGUGGCCUAGAGGCUUUGGGUGAGCAGAAUUGUGGUCCUAGAAUCAAUAGGUUAAAAAAUCAAAUAGCUGUUAAAGCCUACACGACUAAGGCAGGAGAUUGUAAUGCUCAAGGGAACAUCGUUAUUCGUACUGAUCAGUAUAACAAGGAUGAACUGCCUGUUGACUAUGUGGAUGCAAAAUUUUUUGUAAUAAAAUCGUACAGUGAGGAUGAUGUUCACAAGAGCAUCAAAUACAAUGUUUGGUCAUCUACACCCCAUGGCAACAAGAAACUCAAUAGUGCUUAUGAAGAUGCCCUAAGAACAGCUGCUGGAAAACCUGGAGGCUGUCCUAUCUUCCUUUUCUUUUCUGUUAAUGCAAGUGGUCAAUUCUGUGGCGUCGCAGAGAUGGGUGGCCCGGUUGACUUCAACAAGGAUAUGGACUUUUGGCAGCAAGAUAAAUGGAGUGGGAGCUUCCCUGUUAAGUGGCACAUCAUUAAAGAUGUGCCAAACACCAGUUUCAGGCACAUCGUAUUAGAGAACAAUGAAAACAAGCCGGUGACUAAUAGCAGGGAUACACAAGAGAUCAUGUAUAAGAAAGGCUCGGAGAUGUUGAAAAUAUUCAAGAAUCACACAUUGAAGACAUCUUUACUUGAUGACUUUAUGUACUAUGAAGAGCGUCAGAAAUUCAUGCAGGAAGAGAGAUGCAGGUUACUUGUUAGAAGUUUUGAAAGUCCAUUUCUAGUAACGGGUUUGGGUCCCCCCCGCAAGCUAAACUCUGUGGGUGACGAUGCAAACAACUCGAAAAAGACUCUUGUCCCUGCUUCUGCGCAGGUUUCCUCUAACUUUGGUGUUACAAACACUAGUAUUACGAAUGGAAAUGCUGAGAAAAAGGCACCUGAAGCAAAAGAUGAUGCUGUAUCUACCUUAAAAAUUGGUUCACUCACUAUUAAUCGAAAGCAGGUGGACUCAAAAUCUUCAGCUGCUGCUGCUACUAAUGCCAAAAGCUUUGAUGUUGUUACUGUAGGCUCAAUGCCUGUUAGAGUUAAUGGAUUUGCUGAAUCCUUGCGUAAUUUAACAGUUGGAACUAUCCCUCUUGAUCCUAGAGCAUUACAACUAGGGGAUGGUUCUCUUAUCAAAAAGGGGGAUCAACAGAAUUGA
Messenger RNA from Prunus armeniaca (apricot), 2103 nucleotides. Lineage: Eukaryota; Viridiplantae; Streptophyta; Magnoliopsida; Rosales; Rosaceae. The record is from the annotation of a GenBank genome assembly.